AUGUUCGAUAUGAACGAUCCACCCAGUAACUACAACAAAAGAGAGACAGAAUCGUUCAAGAAAUCAGAUGAUAAUCUCUCCUCCUAUAACAGUAAAGAGAACGUGAAUAAUUUUGAUAAGAGGGGAAAUUUCAGUAGUUUCAGUUCAGGAGAGAAAAGCAGCAGGGAAAUUUUUAAAUUCGACAACGAAUUUGGUGAUGAUGAUUAUAAGGGCAACAGCAGCAGAAGCAGAAGUAGAAGCAGCAGCAGCAACAUAAACAACAACUGCAACAAGAACAGCAACGUAAACAACAAUAGCAACAACAAUUGCAUCAUUAAUAAGAAUAAUGACUAUCUUGAAGAUGCAUACAGAUUUCACAAAAUAAAUACAGACAAAGAAGAAGAAAAACCAUUCAACAUAAAUAACUGCGAAUUUUUUUUAACAGGGGAUGAGAUAAGAAGUAGCAACUUAAGCAGUGAUUUUAGAAAGGCCAACAAUAAGAAAUUUUCUAGUAAUAAAUAUAAAAUAAAAAAAAACACACACGAAGAAAAUAUCAGAGAAGAAGGUAUAUCUUGCACAUUGCGAGAUUUUACCUCUCUAAAGGAUAAUACCUUUUACGACAAUUCAAGUGUAAACAAUUCCCUGAAUUUAACAAAAAACGACAUUAUGUACAAUUGCAGGGAGGGAAAGGGGAUGAUGACAAUGAUGAUGAAUAAGAACUUUUCGGAAGACACAGUGAGCAAAACAAAUUUGAAAUUAAGCAUGAGCAAUGUGUGUACGAGUGGUGUGGAUUCAGAUCGAAUCCGUGGAGGGAAUCAUAUAAAUGUUGCACCUCACACAAGCGGUACUACUCAUUUGAGUACUACCACACAGAUAAGCGGAUCAACACAUGCGAGUGGAGGAAGCGGAGGAUUUCAUGAUGAUAGCUCGUUCUAUAAAACAGGAAAAGUUCGAAGUGAUAGGGGGAAAAUGCAGAAGAAAGGAAAUUUUGGAUGUAAUUUAAAGAAGGCAACAAGUAGUAAGGGAAACAACUUGAAUGAGAAUAUGUUCUUCAGUGAGAUGACAAGGAAAUCCCUUGACAUUAACGAGAAAUGUAUUAACAAUAAUACAAAAAUAAAAAUAAAACGAUUGUGUGAAAAAAUUGAAGGAUUUGAAAAAGAAAUAAAAAAUGAAAUAUUACAAAAGAAAAAUGUGGAGAAGGAAAAAAUUUAUGUUAUUAGAGAAGCUAUUAACAAAUUAGAAAAGAAUUUAAAUAGUGAAAUAAAAAAGCGAAUUGAGCACAAUAGAAAUAUUCAAAGUAUUUUUUCAUCUGAGAUAUUAAAAGUGCAAGAAAAAAUUGAAAAUGUUGUAAAUGAUAAGGUAAGUGAAAUCGAAAAUGCCAUCAAAGUUCUGAACGAUAAGAUAAACACCAUUAGUGAUAACAUAGAAAAUGAAAAAAUUAAAUGCAUUCAAAAUUUGGAAAAGAAAAACAGCAGCAUUGCUAAAGAAUUCUCAAACCUUCAGUCUGCUUUUCAGCGAGAAAAAAUAAGUAACAAGGAAAAGGAAAAUAACAUCUGCAAGAAGCUUGAGGAAAUCGAAAAAAAGUCUGAGAGCAAAAUUGCCACGGAGAAGAAUAUUCGGGACAGCAAAUAUCAGGAAAUAAUAUCAUACAUAGAAGAGAUAAAGCGCGAACGGAAAGGCAAAAACGAAAACUUCCAAAACUUUGUGAUGGAAGAAAUAGCAACCGUAAAAAACGGCUUAAUAUUAGAAUCCCAGGCACGGGAAGCCGCAGAUGAUGACAUUGUACAGGCUGUAAAUCACUACACCAAGGCGCUACAAGACUCGUUAAGACUUAUCAAUUCGAAUUAG
Plasmodium gonderi is the source of this 1827-nucleotide messenger RNA. Its product is annotated as SF-assemblin. The transcript is spliced from 2 exons. NCBI's taxonomy places the organism in Eukaryota, Apicomplexa, Aconoidasida, Haemosporida, Plasmodiidae. The record is from RefSeq and is a predicted model, not a curated record. Bases 1 to 1827 code for a protein of 608 amino acids. Gene Ontology annotation, molecular function: structural constituent of cytoskeleton.